AUGUUAUUAAAUUGUACAUUAUUGGAUGGUUCACAGAGAUUUUUUUGUCGCGAAGUACAGUCGAAUUUGCCCUUUAAAAGUGGUGCAUAUAGAAAUAAUUGUGAUACACUUGAACGAUUAUGUGAAUUUAUCGAAAAUACAAUUCAAGUUCAUGAGCACAAACGAUUUAUUAUUAUCGUUAUGCAAAAUGCAGAAGCAUUAUGUAAAUUCCCAACACACAAAGGUUCGCUGAAAUUUAUUACUGUUUCCACACUUCCAUGGCACAAAUUUGAAACUUGUGAACAUACUUCAAGUCCAGCUCAAUUUGCAUUUCCUGGUUUCUCAAAAGAUGAUAUUCUAAAUAUUUUAUGUCAAAAGUUGCCACAUAAUCGAUUAUAUCUAAAGCUUUUACUGGAUACUGUAUAUAUAACUUGUCGCGAUCCUGACCGGCUUGUGCAUUUGAUCGGCAAAAAGUGGAAUUCAAAAUCAUUUAAUAAAUUAAUAGAUUCUGAUAACUCAAAAUAUACAACACUGUUGCCAGAACUGAAAAGGUUUUCUAAUUAUCUUUUCUAUGGAAUUGAUGAAAGUCUUAAGGUGAAUGAAGUUGAAUUUAUUGAUGUGCCAUAUAGCACUAAAUUUGUAUUGUUAGCUUCAUAUUGUGCCAGCUAUAAUCCUUCUUCGAGUGAUUGUCAAUUUUUCACCAAAAACCAUAGAAAACAACGGCGGAAAGCUUUUCAACGAAUAAAAAAGGAUGCGGCACAUGAAAGUGGACCAAAAUCAUUUGAGCUUCAGCGAUUAAUUUUUAUAUAUUUAGCUUUAAUUGAUUUGUAUGGAGACAAAAGUCGCGCAAAUGGUGAUGUUCGAUUAGCAGUUAAUAUUUCAAUAUUAACUUUUGUAUGUGAUUUAAUUGCGAUGGGAUGCUUAGGACGAAUUUCUGCGGAUGGAAAUAUCGAUAUACCGAAAUUCAAAUGCUUGGCAUCUUUCGAAACAGUCAAUCAUCUGUCAAAUUCACUUGGUAUUGUUCUACGCGAUCAUUUGUAUGAUUUUGCUAUAGGAUGA
Messenger RNA from Dracunculus medinensis (Guinea worm), 1038 nucleotides. The record is from the annotation of a GenBank genome assembly. Lineage: Eukaryota; Metazoa; Nematoda; Chromadorea; Rhabditida; Dracunculidae.